GACUCCACAGUCUUCUCUUCGUAACUGUUGCGUGCCCCUUUUUCCCCAUUUUCUCAAUAUCAAGUGUUUCGAAAAAAGAAUUUUUAGAAAUUCCUCCUUCAACCAUCUUUUAAUAAACCACAAAAAUAAGGCAAAACUUUUUAAAAAACAAAGUGUAUACAAUUAUUUUAAUUAAUUACAAAAAAAGGGACCUUCCGGAGUGCAAAGAAUAUGUUGAAAUUUGUUAACCUUAUGGAUUUUUAAAAAUAAGAUAAAAAAAAAAAAAUGAUCGCCAACAGUAGAAAAGUACGACUUGCGUCAGCCGUAUUAGGCUUCAGUAGUAUAGAAUUGAUGAUAUGGCUUUGGAUCAGCUGCAAUUUUGUAACUCUGGCUUUUUCGCAAAACAAUUUUUACACAAGUGGUCGAUACGGCAAAAGAGAAGAAAGUGCUGCUCCAGUAGGUGAAGUAUUCCUGGCUGGGAGUAGAUAUGGAAGAAGUGGAAUGAUGACAAUGAAAAAUUCACGAACCGGACCUAAGGUCUCUGACAUGGCACCCAGAGUCGAUCGUUUCUACACUGGAAGUCGUUAUGGAAAAAGGGCUCAUUCACAAUUUUAUAAUGCAGCAGCCUUAAGGGAUUUUGAGGAAGUCCUCAAUUAUUUGGAUCGAAUGCAGCAUAUAAAAAAAGAGGAUCGAAUGAAAUAUGACAGAAAUAAGGAGAACAAUGAAGACGUGGACAAACAAGAUGAUGAGCAAAAUCCUCUAGUGCUUUGCGAAAUGUUUAAUACAAGUCGCUGCUAAUAAAAAAGAAAUUUCCAUUGGCUUUGAAAAAGGAGUAGUGUCGUUUUUUGUCGAUUCUCCGUUUAAAAUCAAGAACAUCUUUAGCAUCAAACAUAGUAGAGAAAACAUUGAAGAAAAAAAAAUUCAUUCCCUCCCCUAAGAAAAAAAUAAAUAUCUUCUUAGUCGCAUUUCAAAGAAAAUUAUUUAAAAUUUAAAUACUCUUUGUUUGCAAUAAAAAAAAAUUCCUCAAUUAUUUUUUUAAUUUUAAUCAUCUAUUUUGCGUUAGAUGAUAAAUCAUCGAUGAAAAAUAUUUACCACAUUUCUUUUUUCACAUUUCAAAAAAAAAAAAAAAAAAAAAAAAAAUCCACUCACAGGAAGAGAUAUAUAUCUUUGUCAUUGUCAAUUAUAAUUAAUUAACAAAAUAGAAAUUAGAAAUUUAUUAUAAAUUACAUAAAACAAAAUGAAUCAUAUAUAUAAAAAAAUAUAAAUAUAUAUCUAGUAGUGUUCAGAGGAACAAAAGAAAAUUGAAUUGAACAUUAAUUAUAAUGCAAUUACAGAAUAUGUUAUAAUUUCUACAAAAUAUAUAUAUGUAGAGAGAGGGAGAGAGUUUAUUGUCCCGUUUAUAUAAUACAAAAAAAAUGCAAAGUAGAGAAUAAAAAUAAUUUCUAUAAAUUU
Molecule: messenger RNA, 1431 nt
Organism: Leptopilina heterotoma
Lineage: Eukaryota; Metazoa; Arthropoda; Insecta; Hymenoptera; Figitidae
Exons: 5
Coding region: 265-777 (170 amino acids)
Source: RefSeq, a predicted model, not a curated record